UUGCUCGGGGUGGUCUGCGCUGGGUUUCUCCUGGACAGCGGAUGGCAGUAGAGGUCUGUGAACGAGACUCUCCCAGGGCGGGUCCCCUCCCACUACCCGGGACCAAUGGCCGCUUGUAUUUCAAAAUAGCAUACUUCCGAAUAAGCAGUUGAUGUUGUUGCUGUUGUUAUUGAACUGAUUCGUUCAUUCGAUUAACCGACACCGCCCUGAUUCCCCGACGCUCGUCCGCGACCAUGCCUUCCGUUCAGAGCCUGACGAUGACUUACGACGCGCUGAACGAGCACGGGACGUUUUCGGAGGGGGACACGAUAACUGGACAAGUGACACUGGUGCUGUUGAAGCAAACAUCGGUCCAGAGCCUGGUCGUUAAGGUCAAGGGAGACGCGGAUGUUCGCUGGACGAGAAAGAACGGCGAUCACAAGCGAACAUACAGUGCACACAGGAGGUAUUUUAAACUGAAGCAGUUCCUAAUACCAGCGGACUCCAAAGAAACUCCUGUUCCUCAAGGGAAACAUGUCUAUAAAUUUAGCUUUAACAUACCACCAAGGAGUAUGCCUUCAUCCUUCAGAGGAUGUCAUGGAAAGAUUGUUUACAAGCUGGAAGCUGCACUGGCCAGGAGUUGGAGGAUGGACCGUACAGUAGAUAAGGAGAUCAAUUUUGUAUCCAAGGCCUUUCCAAACCUUCAAUCUCUGAUGUCGCGUCAAGUUGGUACAGUCAACAAAGAGAUGGGGCUGUUCUCAAAAGGACAUGUGCAGAUGGAUGUCAGUGUUGACAGAAGAGCUUAUGCACCAGGUGAAACAGUGCUGAUUGUUGCACAAAUCAACAAUUCCUCAUCCAGUGAUGUGACGCCCAAAUUAAGUUUAAUCAAGGAAGUGUUGUACCGUGCCGACACCAGCACCAGACACGAUAGCAACGUUAUCCACAAAGUGGUUGAGAACAGUAUUAAGCCCCAAACCCAGAAGGAGGUCAGGUGUGCCGUCAAGAUUCCUCCCAGUCAGAUGCAGACAAUCCAGAACUGUGAGAUAAUAUCAGUGGAAUACUAUUUUAAGGUGUAUCUGGACAUCAGCUUUUCCUUCGAUCCAGAGGUCAAGUUACCGCUGGUGAUUAUUCCCCCUGACUUGGCUGCAGGACCCUAUCCAGCUGGUGCUACCGGUGGUCCAAGUAACAGUGACUUCCCUCCUCCUGCAGUGCCUUUGGCUCCAUAUCCUGCAUCCCUGCGUUCAGGCAGUUCUGAGUACCCAGGAGCCCAAAGGUAUUCAGCACCAGGACCUGCAUACCAAGUGAAUCCAUCACCAGUGUAUCCUGGUCCACCACACGUGUACCCUGUUCACCCACCGCUCAUGAGUGGGGUCUACAAUAACCCACUGUCGCAGCAGCAAUCUCCGUAUGGAUCGCCGUUUUCAUCCUCGUUAUCAACGGCUGUGCUUCACCCACCGCCUACUGUCCCAACAUUUCAUCCACCACCGUCUGCCCCAGUGAUCCGUCCUGCCCCUUCUUCAUCUUUUAACACAUUCCCACCUGCUCCCACAUACGACUCGCUGCCAUCUGCACCAGUGAUGGACGUAGACUUCCUGUCUCAGUCGGAUGAACCUCCCCCAUCAUAUUCCCUCCUCUUCCCAUCGUAUGCCUCUGAAAACUCUGAUGCAAAAUAAUAGAAUGAAUCCUUAAUGACUGAAUCAGUUUAUUGAUUAUUUAGUAAAAUACCAAUAGCUAGUGAACAAUGUGAAAUCAGAUCACCUAAGUCAUGGCUUAGUUAUUAGUGAUGCACUUAAGUAGAGUUAGAGUUGAUGUGUCAAUUUCAAAUGAAAAGGGCGUUGUGUACAGUAUUCACUGUUUGCAUGUAAACAGUUACCAGUAUAGGACUUUUGCGUUUGCUUUUUGUCUGGUCUUUUUUCAAGUGGCUAAUUGGCUUUGUUCAGCUGCUAACUGCUAGUACUACUCAAACCUGAUACACUGUGUAUUUUUACGUGCCUUGUUCAACUUAAGUGUCCUAAACCAAUCUUUUAUUUCAGCCUUAUAUUUCUCCCUACCUCACUAUUCAGCAUGGAAGCUACGUGACAGAAACGGUGUACAACAUUACAUUCAAGUGGCAACCCACCGUGACGUCACCCAAGCUGUCAAUCAUGCUGUAACCACGCUCCAAUGUAUACGGUGCUUUGUCGUGUCUUUUACUCUAAAUGGGACUAUAAUUUACCAAAUCAACAUCAUGCUUGAAGAAGACUUGAAGCUAGAGAUUGAAGCCAUAAACUCCUCAGGAAAAUGUAUACUGACAUUGUAAGUCAAGUGAAUAGGGUUAUUUCCUCAUAGAUUUCGAUAGAAACUGACUUCCUUUUUGCAACCGGGGAGGCGCCCGGUGUUGUAAAUUCCAAAGUGUACAGGCUUCAGACACUUCUGCCAUAGCUUCCUUUUUCUGGACCUGGUGACUACAUCCAUUUUUGUGUACAAUGUAUGGUUACAGUCUGUUGAAUUUAAUGAAUGAGUUUUGUCUGUCUUUACACAAAAAGUAACGAACCUGAUUUUUUUUUCUAAUACUAACAUACAGUCUGUGUUUUCUCCUGUGUGGGUUUGAAUAAAGACCUGUCAGGGACAAGUGGCCUGAAGUCAACUAUGUGUUCUGGAAUAAAAAAUAAAAAAAAUUGUGUAACCGUUCUGGGAAAAGGUUAAUGGCUGGCCAAACAAAGUCCUGAUGAUGUAAAAAGAAUGUGAGCCUAUACAUGACUGGUUUGGACAAUGAGUUUGCCUUUGUAUCAUUGUGUUGCCUUGUUUGAUCAUAAGAGGCACAACAAUAAAUAUCUGUUCAGCUCUACAA
Scophthalmus maximus (turbot) is the source of this 2809-nucleotide messenger RNA. RefSeq lists its product as uncharacterized. Gene Ontology annotation, biological process: protein transport. The transcript has 6 exons. NCBI's taxonomy places the organism in Eukaryota, Metazoa, Chordata, Actinopteri, Pleuronectiformes, Scophthalmidae. Gene Ontology annotation, cellular component: cytoplasm; plasma membrane. The coding region runs from base 234 to 1652 and encodes 472 amino acids. The record is from RefSeq and is a predicted model, not a curated record.